Molecule: messenger RNA, 2416 nt
Organism: Dreissena polymorpha
Lineage: Eukaryota; Metazoa; Mollusca; Bivalvia; Myida; Dreissenidae
Exons: 3
Coding region: 150-1571 (473 amino acids)
Source: RefSeq, a predicted model, not a curated record
GGGCUUAUUCGUGAUGUAUGUCGACAUCCGCAAUAUAUCAUGAUUCAUUGAUAACGUUCAUGUGAUGUUUGUCCGAAGUCCUCAAGCACGCCCCUUGCAAUCAGAACGACACGGAACACUGACGGGAUCAGGCUUACUAUUAUUGACAGAUGGCGGAAGGUGGCUAUUGGGGUGAUAAAACAGAACCUGAAUGUGUUCCCAAUCAGAGCGGACUUUACGGUCGCCACUCUCAAGUUCAGUGUCAAAACGCCUCAGUAGAGAUCUGCGUUUUGUUGAACUUUCUUGGAUACGGGCCGUGUAUCAGACAGGCACGGAGAGACGCAUACAAGGAGUGGGGCAGGCUGUUUACUGAAUAUGCGAGCGGUAAUGCAACGUGGAUAACGACAGGUAGCAAGGCCGAAGGGCUGACCCGCUUUAUGGAGAGUGACUUGGACAUCACGUUUGUACUAUCACGUAUUAUGUGCAUAGAAGAUGGUGAAUAUUCUGACAUACUGCCAAGGGGGACUAUUGUGUUUAGAUUAAGCACCAUAAUGUGUUACCCGGGACACUGCAGACUGCUACUAGAGCUACCUGCAAUAAUUAACAAAGCAUACAUUUACAAAGCCCUUUGUUAUGAUGAAAAUGGGCGUCCUCUCCUGUGUAGCGACUUAUUUGUUAAUUUAGUAUCGUCUGGAGAACUGAUGCCAUUUGAGGUACGCCACGAACGUGCAGGACCAUCAAUGCCAUGUUCACUUUAUGAUUCAAUUCAUAUAGACCUAGUAUAUUCUCUUCACUGCCAGUGCCCCCGAAUACUGCAAAGAUGGGCUGAACGACGUCGGCAUUGGCCAUCAACCGAUAUCGUUCAAAAAGUUGUAUCAUUAGGGGCAUAUGUUUCUCCGGUAGGAUUCAAAGGGAGUGAGUAUAGACGCGUAGAAUGGAGGAUAUGUUUUAAUACGGGCGAGAAUGAGCUUGUGAGCAAUCUUAAUAACAUACAGGUUUACAUGUAUGUUAUAUUAAAGAUGGUAGUAAAGGAUGUACUGAAGCCUGUCAAGAAAGAAAUUUCAUCAUACACAGUGAAGAACAUAGUAUUAUGGCUAGCAGAGAAAAAUUCACAAACAUUAUUUCAUGAAGGGAGUUUGCUUUACUGGGUUCAUAGAGGACUAGGAAAACUAAAAACUGCUAUUUUAACAGAACGUCUGUCAUAUUACAUGAUACCAAAAAGAAAUCUGAUGGCAGCCUGUGGACUGAAUGGAGAGCAGAAGCGGACCUGGGUAGCAACAAUCAAUGACAUGAUGAACGAAGGUUCAAAGUUAAUACUCAGAUUGCCGAAAAUACGGAGGGCAAUACUAUCACAUCCAGAGCCACUGAUGUGGUAUAGCAUGAAGAGAGUAGAGCUUGAACUGCUAGACCUGAAGAUAAUGAACAGAGAACAGGUAAUGCAUCAGAAUAUGGUUGAUAAUGAGUCGGAUCCGAUGCUGCUGGCUUUAAAUAGACGUAAAGAUGAGAUAUUGAGAGAGGUUCAAGAAAGGAUGGGUUGCGAAGGAUGUCGCGCGAAUGAUCUGGAAGCAAUAUAUAACAUGAUGCUCAUGUAAUUUAGCUGUAAAUGACAGUAAUUCCAUGAAAUAUAGGAAUGCUGAGGACGUAGCCUGGUAUCCGGUCCUACGUUUAAAAUAAAUGAGUGCGUCAUACAUUUUAAUUUAUUGUUAAAUAAGCUUAUAGUGUUCCUUUGUUUUGUUUUUUCACAAUUUCUACCACUAGACAUUUGUUUUACACGUGAUACGUGUGUUUGAGAUAUUUCUAUCUUAAGGAAUACAUAGUAUGUAUCCUAUAUUGUCCAACAUAUUUAGUUCAGUACACGUUGUGAAUACCAGUUGUUAUGCGAAAUAAAUAAUUGACUGCUAACUGGCGUGUAUAAGAGUUCAAAUUGUUGUGUUCUUUAAUCGUAAUUCAUUGAAUUGUGCAGCUGUGUAUUAUUUGAUGUUUCAAGUGGCUUAUAUAGCUAAAAACCUGUCCGUAAAAUAUGAUACGUGUCCAUGUCAUUACGUACUAAUGAAACAUUAAACAAAUCAUGCUUUAUUUCAGAUUAAAGUUAAACAAUUAUUAUUAAUUAAUAUCCAAUCUCAAUGGGUGUUAACUUAUAUUCUCUAUCUAAUAUGUUAAAUUUCAUCAUGCAUGUUUCGUUUUUGUAAGGAGUUUUUUUUGUUAAAAGCAAAAUUGUGAUACCUGUUUGUUUCAUGUUAUGCUUCUAUUCACCAUGCUCCAAGUUCGAUUAAAACGUUUUGCAAUGCCGUUAAAACAUUAAAAUAUGUAAUGUAAAUAUGACUAUUUCUUAGAGCGAUGUAAACCGUCAUCAGGAUCGUAUUAUUGAGAUUGAGUAUUAAAUAUUUGUGUUCAUUGGUGUACAACACAUCUAAAUAAAUUAUAAAAGACACGCACA